This is a messenger RNA of Limulus polyphemus (Atlantic horseshoe crab), 2321 nucleotides long. RefSeq names its product mucin-2-like. The annotation marks the transcript as partial. The record is from RefSeq and is a predicted model, not a curated record. Lineage: Eukaryota; Metazoa; Arthropoda; Merostomata; Xiphosura; Limulidae. The transcript is spliced from 2 exons.
GUUCCUCCGCCACCAGCGCCGCCCCCGUCUAUAGAGGGGAAGUGGAUGAACUGUCUGUUGCUGAAGCUGGGAUUGUUGAAGUGAGGAAAGCUCUACCAACAGUAACGGUUCGUGGAUUUCUCAACUUUCGAACAACCAUCGACAAUACGGUGAUCGUAUUCACACCGGCCAAGAAUGACAAGACAGAACGCCCCAAACCACGCCCACCUCCGUCACUACAAACAUCGUUAGCUCCCGUUAUUCGCAAUAAUAACGAAAACACAAACAUUCAAAAUUUAGCCUACACCCGUAGUCCACGUUUAUUUAAACCACGAGCUAAUAUACACCAUCCAGUGAAGGUGCCUAACCACGACGAAACUCUUAACAACAUUAUUCCAACAUCGGCUAACGUAGUUCGUGCACGAAGCCAGUCUUCGCAGUCCAGUUCCUUCCUCAAAACCCAGCCAUCGACCACCACUCUUAGGGCAACCCCUGCCUCACGCCUGUACCCAACUGGUUUGGUGACCAUUCUAGGGGGCACACUGGUAGGAGAUGGAGUUACAACAGUCCACGAAACAAGCGUCAUUGGGACUUACAUUGACGGUAAAUAUGCCCAGAUCCUCCACAGUACUUCACGCCUAAUGUUUGAUGCAUCUAGUAAAACCAAGCAGAGAACAUCUGUGGAAGACAAGAAUACACCCUCGUCAACACCCGUUGUUUCACAUCAAGCCACCAGGAGGCCUACGUUUCUAUCAACUUCUCGUCAACGACACAGAUUUCAUUUUCCAAGUCGCGUGGCGACAUCUAUGGGUCAUCAUACUUCUAAAGAAACCGAAUCGCUUACACGUGAGAGCUUGAAACCGACAACAGUCAACAGCAUCUCCAGUAACACUGUCCUCCAGUCAUCAUUUAAACCUCCAGAAAUUUUCCCUCGGCGGUCUAGUCGACCAACUCAAUCUUUAGACAGUGUCCGCUCCAACACGAUGGUAACUUUCGCCAUCCGACCAAAUCCAUCUAGCUCUACACCAUCCGAGGAAGAAAACACAGUUUUCAUCAGGAGAAACUGGAGACCCUCGGCAAGGUUUCAUUACACUCCCAGAAGACGAAAUACAAAUACGGUCCGUUUGAAUCGUUUCAAAGUGAAACUGACAGUGGAUAAUAAGAAACAGGAAAUGGAAGAGUCAUUUCCUGUCGAAGAAGAGGAAGAAAUAAAUCAAAAUACGGAUAUUGAGGACUCGAUAGUUCCUCUGGAUCCCGUUAGGGUGGUGUACGAACAAAGUACCGUUACUAGUGAAGUCACUUUACACGUAGGCCGUCGAAAAUCCGUGCGGACACUGACCAUAACAACAACGGUUCCUCGUACUAUUGAACCCUCAGAGGUUACCUCGAACGACUUACUAGAGAAUACUGAAGAAGUUAGCGAGAACAAUGAGCUGGAAACAAACGAGAUCCUUGCCCAGCACGUGAUAUCGCGAACGUUCUCCACCACACAUCAUACUUGGCGGACUUCACUGAUCCCCGUGGUCGAUGGACUGUCUACAAACAUACACACAAUAACUGACAGCUUCGUCAUCCGGAGGAUUAUUACUGCUUAUAGGACGAUGCCUCCAGACGAUCUUCUGCUAUCAAACAGUUCAGAUAUUCAACUUCCUGAUGAUAUUGAUUCGAGUCUGGAAUCCACUCUUCUCCUCAAAGUGCUUCCCGUUCUGCCCUCCCCUCGGCAACGUCUCGUGCAAACCCCCGUUCCCCAAGUUUCGUCACUUCCUGUCCAAAACAAUCCAGAAAAUCCGUUGGAAAAACCUCUUUUCUCACUAGGUGCAACUCAAAAUCCCUUGGCAGCUUUGUACUUCGGAUUACAACAACUCAACCAACAAGUAACCCAUCUGUCAACCAUCACUAAAACGUCUUCUUACGUGACGACCGAGACUGUGUACAGUACUAAGGUGGUCAGUAUAUACGACGGACGAGCCACGCGAUUCAGAACACUAUCAGAGUCUUUAUUCACCACUGAGCGAACUUUGACCUCUGUUACUACGACAGUCCAGCCAAUGGUCAACACUCAGGCGCUUCAGCAACAACAACAAUUACAACAACUGUUUGGAACCCAAUUUCUGCCGUCUCCACCCCCACAGUACAGCACUGUUACCUCGUCUUACACCACUGUUACCACGGCGACCAGUACUAGAACUCGGGUGUACACGCUCAUUUAUAACGCAUUUAGCACUAAAUAUCGUACGGUGACAAGCACCAGUUUUUACCCGGCCACGGUGACAUCUUACAGCACAAAAAAAGUGCCUCUAACCCCCACGUCCCUACCAGGCAGUUUUCCCUUCUUUGGUUAA